AUGUACUCACCCCAGGUACCCCCACCAACACCACUCCCCCCCUUCCCCCGGCUCCCCCCCCUCCGCUUCCCCCGAAGAACCAACAAGGCACCCACCCCACUCAGCCCACGCAUACGCACCGGCCAUAGAGACUACCCCGCCUGCAUCGAGGCGGGCAUUUCGCACGAAGCGCGCUCACAGGCGCUCGGCCAUGUGGGGCCUAGUUCGGGUCGCCACCUCCGCGCCGCCGCCGCGCAUUUUAAAACUGCACUCGCCCUGCAGCCGGGAGGAGGAGCUGAGCUCCGUCUCGCCACGGUCCUCUACCAUCUUUCAGCCCACUUUCGCCCCGCCGAGGCGGGGGUCCUCCUCCGCAUUGCGCGGGCGCUCGCAACCGGCGACGGACCAGCACUCGAGGUGCGCGCGGCGAUCUGUGCACGCCUGUCUGCACUCCUCCGCAUGCCCGCCGAUGACCUGAACUCGGAAGCUGGGGAGGCUGCCGUAGAAGCUCUGGACGCGUUCGAGGACGUUGCCGCGGAACGGAUGGACCGCGCUUCCACACUCUCCAAGGCGAAUUUUGAACUCGAAGCACCAGCGCUCGCCGCUACCUUUCUGGCCCUCGCCGAGGCGGCAGCGGCAGUCAGUACUCUGAGCGAUCCCAAGGCUGCCGAGCCCCACGCCAAGCUGGCGGACCACGCGCUUACGCACGCCGGCAACAUGGCCACCUUAGCGCGUGCACCUGCACUGCUGACUCAUAUUCAGAUUGUGGGCGCACGUAUCGCAACCAACCGCCUAGCGUACUAUACCCGCUGGGACGACGUCAGCUGGGACGACCUGAUCGCAGACCUCGCCACUCUCGCUUCUCAGACCCGCGACCUCGCCCAGCGGCUGCGCGGGAGCCGUGGUGCCACUGCAGCGGAACAGGCUGCGGAAGCUGCCAAGCUCCUCGCGGACGCACGUGUCAUGCAUGCUUCCGCCCUCAGCGUGUUCAGAGAGCCGCAACCCUCGACACCUGGGAUCAUGAGCCCUCGCAGCGCAGGCUUCGCCAUCUCCCCAGUGUCAGCAACACUGGCAACACCGCAGUACGCGACGUUCUCCCCACCAGACCCCACACCAGGGCUAGUCUCGAGUUCGGGGUCGUGGUCCUCCUCCACCAGCUCCCCGCCCAUCCCAGAGGAACCCGAGGAGGAAGACCUGGCUCCAGCCAUACCCGACCCGGCAUCGGUCAUAUUGCCACGCAAGCGGGCCCCACCUCCACCACCUCUCAUACUCGCACAGCGAUCUCCGCGUCCCCUGAUGCAGUCACUGAGUCCACAGAACCCGCCACUCGCGCUGUCCCCCCUCAAUCCGGCGCGGCAGGCCAUGCGACCCCCACUCCUCCGCAGUCCGAGCUUGGACGACUCGCCGAACGGCAAGGAAACACCACUCCUACCCUCUCAGGUGCAAUGGAACGAGCUCGCCAUCGCUGGCAAAGGAUACAAGCUCGCGCUGUCCCUGCUCUCCGGAGCCAACCUGGCCCCAUACGAGUGCGCGAGACGCAAGUCUGAUCUCCUCUUCGCCAUAGCCUCUGCCGCUCUCGCGCGUGCCGAGCUGGCCCCUCGCCUGACCCCGAUGACAGCACGCAACAGCCCGGGGUCGUACUUCUCUCCCACGGCCCCACACGCCUCACCCGAGUCACUGUGCAGCCUUCGCCUGAUGUCAUACCGCACCUACACGCGUGCGUCCACGUACCCCCGAUCCUCGCGGAUCGUACCCGCCACUCCCCGACCCGACCCGCGCUCGGGUAUGCGCACGACUGGUGAGGCGGCGCUUCGUGCAACUGCCGAGGUGUAUGCCGCGUGGGCUGCUCGUGAAGUGGGCUGGUCGGCUGUGAUCGACCCCAAGGGCCGGGUGGUGGACCGCCGCACGGGCUCGGCUGCCGCAGACGAGGCAGGCCUGCGUGCGGUCUUGCUUGCGGUGCGAGUGUGGUGGAUCCGUGCGGUCGCCGGAGACGGGGACGGGGAGCCUAUGGGGAGUGACGAGGAGAUAGUUUGUGAGAGCCCAAAGGCAGGGAGCUGGGACAGCGACAGCGACAGCGGGAACGAGGAGGGGGCGGAGGGCACGGAGGGAGCGGGUACUGACAACCACGACUUUGGCGUUCCGCCACAUGCUGCCCGCCGCAUUGCUGGAGUCUUGUACCGCCUCCGUGCUGAGGGAGCAGGUGGGGACGACGUGCGCCGUUUCGUGGCGUCGUACUCGCUCAGAGAAAACGAGGAAUGUUUCUGGACGGUGGUCGAGAGCCUGCUAGAAUGA
Messenger RNA from Cutaneotrichosporon cavernicola, 2268 nucleotides. RefSeq lists its product as uncharacterized. The transcript has 2 exons. Bases 1 to 2268 code for a protein of 755 amino acids. The record is from RefSeq and is a predicted model, not a curated record. NCBI's taxonomy places the organism in Eukaryota, Fungi, Basidiomycota, Tremellomycetes, Trichosporonales, Trichosporonaceae.